AUGGAUACUAUGCCUGAUGAGAAGCGAGAAGCUAUCCCAGCUAUUGGGUUCUAUCCACAUGAGCCUAUUAGUACUGGUACAACUUUAAUUGCUAUGGAAUAUGAAGGUGGAGUAGUUGUCGGAACCGACUCCAGAACAAGUGCUGGAAGCUUCAUCUCUUCUCGUGCUACCAACAAAAUUACUCCAAUCACCGAUAAUUUGGUUGUUUGCCGAUCAGGAUCUGCUGCUGAUACUCAAGCUAUUGCUGAUAUUGUAAAGUACUAUCUUGAGGUUUUCAGUUUGAGAGAACGUUCUCCAGUCUCUGUCUACCGUGCUACUCAAAUUUUCCGUUGGUUCUUGCAUAAAUAUAGAGAGUCUCUCUCAGCUUCCGUUCUUGUUGCUGGAUGGGAUGCCAAUGAAGGUGGUCAAUUGUUCGCUAUUCCUUUGGGAGGAUUUGUAACUCGUCAACGCUGCACUGCUUCUGGAUCUGGAUCUACCUUCGUCCAAGGAUUCUUGGAUAACGCUUGGAAGCCAAAUUUAACAAAGGAAGAAUGUAAAGCUAUCGUUAAGCAAGCUGUUGGUCUUGCUGUCUUCAGAGAUGGAUCUUCUGGAGGAGUUGUUAGAAUUGCAACCAUUGAUAAGGAAGGAACCACUUUGGAACUUUUCCGCCCAGACAAGCCUGGAUUCCCAACUGUUGUCGUCCCACCAACUUACUCUUCUCUCACUACCGAGCUCUAA
Messenger RNA from Auanema sp. JU1783, 717 nucleotides. The record is from the annotation of a GenBank genome assembly. NCBI's taxonomy places the organism in Eukaryota, Metazoa, Nematoda, Chromadorea, Rhabditida, Rhabditidae.